Molecule: messenger RNA, 2000 nt
Organism: Sipha flava (yellow sugarcane aphid)
Lineage: Eukaryota; Metazoa; Arthropoda; Insecta; Hemiptera; Aphididae
Product: glutamate receptor 2-like
Exons: 10
Coding region: 55-1983 (642 amino acids)
Cellular component (GO): membrane
Molecular function (GO): ligand-gated monoatomic ion channel activity
Source: RefSeq, a predicted model, not a curated record
UGUCGGGAAGACUAAGUUUCCGUGGUUCACUCGGGACGGUCAAAUUUCUUCGUUAUGCGAAACGUCAUGGUUUUACUGUGCCUGGUGAUGACGAAUUUCAAACCAUCGUCGUCAGAGGAAUACAAAGGUUUGAUAAACGCGUUGAUCAAUGUGUUUGCACAGAAGCACGUGUCAACGGUAACGGCUUCCACCUGCUGGUCCUCAGAUUCUGUUAACCGGUUGCUGUUGGGACUGUCGUCGGCCAAUAUAUCCGUGGGCUUUCGACCGUCCGCAAUUCCAACGUUCAACACGUGGUACAGAUGCGGUAUCCUGGUCGACGUGUCGUGUACUCAAAUCGCGACCACGCUAUUCCGGCAGGCUUCGGAAAAUCGACUGUUCAGCAGACAAAACGAUUGGAUACUGGUAGAUCCUCGGCGGCGUCGGCGGCGGCAGGAUACGGACUCGACUUGGUCCAGCUCGGCAACAGCACUGGAGACUUUCGAAAACCACUUAGCCGACGCGUACGUGCUGCCGGAAUCCAACGUACUGCUGCUGGUCGAGACGGAUGACGCCGGCGGCACGUGGGAUAUUUGGGAGGGCUUCAAGGUGGGCAAAGCGGAACGGAUCCGCGUGUACAAGCACGGCACGGUGACGAGCGACGGUGUGCUGGAACUGAACAGGAACUCAGUAUCGCCGAGAACGGAUUUACGAGGCAUCACGCUUAAGGCGACCACGGUGAUCACGGAGCCGACCAAAUUCGAUGGAUUCUAUCCGUUUGCAGACGCCGAUCUGGACAUAUUUGCUCACAUGCACAACGAUUUAAAUAUGAUUCUACAAGACCAGCUGAACUUUAAGAUGGAUCUGGAAAUCGUGAACAGCUUUGGCUGGGAUCUGGGAAACGGUUCGUUCGGCGGACUCACGGGUCAGCUGCAAAGGGAAGAAUGCGAUUUCGGUGGGAUCGGCAGCUUCAUUCGAGCCGACCGAAUGAUGGUGAUAGAUUAUACAAUCGGGACGUUUUAUAGAGAGCAAGGUGCUCUGUUCAAACAACCACCGCUAUCCAGCGUCCGGAACAUAUGCGUGUUGCCGUUCAAAACGGAGGUGUGGAUGAUGACGUUUUUCACGUUUCUCGCGUUCACUGGGCUCAUCGUGUUCUUAUCGCGCGUCACGAAGAAGUUCAAAAACACAGACGACGAGACCCUCACCGUACUGGACUCAGUGACAAUCGUCCACGGGGCUAUUUGCCAACAAGGAUGCACAAUGAACCUGAACACAGUGUCCAUACGGGUUUCUAUUUUCGUGCUGUUCUUGACCGCAGUGUUUCUGUUCACUUCGUACUCGGCCAGCAUCGUAGCGCUACUUCAAUCACCCAGCAACUCCAUAAAUACAAUCAAAAACCUCGUAGAAUCUUCGAUGACGUUCAGCGCGCAGAUUACUCCGUAUAGUGAGGUUUACUUCGACGAGACUGAUGAUCCACUAUUACGAAAGCUCUACGAUAAAAAGAUGAAAGUUGAAGGCUCACGAAAGUUUACUGUAGCCUCAGAGGGUAUCGCCAGGAUCCGUACAGAGUUUCACGGAUUUAUGGUUGAAGUCGUGUCCGCUUACAAACUGAUCAGUCGUCUAUGGAGAGAAGAAGAAAAGUGCGGGUUUUCAGAGAUUCCUCUUUUCAAAUUGCCGAUCCUCGCAUUAGCUGUGGUCAAGAAAUCUGGAUAUAAAGACAUUUUCAAACAGAAAAUAAUUCUCCAACAAGAGGUGGGACUGAAGAACCGAAUCAUUCGACAGUGGAUACCACCAAAGCCUGUGUGCGAUUCAUCGAACCGGGCCAAUCAGUUUGUCAGCGUAUCAAUAAAGGAAAUAUACCCCAUGCUUCAGAUAUACGGGUGCGGGUUAUGCAUUUCUAUCAUAAUUUUGGUUUUGGAAAUGGCGUACAGUGCGUACACGAGCCACCAUGGAAAAGUCGACGUUCCACGUAAAAAUAUUGAUGUCUCUUUCGUUUACAAUAAAUGAUAAAUCGAUUACAACAA